AUGAUCCUUUUACAAUCGGCUGGGAAUUUGAAAAGAAGUCCCCAGGAUCAAGUCAAGAUCAAUGAUCUUAUUCUUCAAAACAUCGAGUCUGGUACUACCGGCAGCAGUGCCAUCAACUGUUUCUGGUGGGUUGGUGGUCGCUGCAGCUCCACGAAGGAGUCGCUCCUGGACGGAAGAGAUGUCGUAGAUUUGCACACUAAGCAUUAUACUGCGAGGCUCGGGUCUAAGAUGGUUUCAUUUAGUCAGCUUUGGCGUAUUAGGAAGAGGUUACUACUGACCGCUUCCGACCGCUCCCCUCGACCGUCUGAGUAG
Messenger RNA from Fusarium graminearum PH-1, 312 nucleotides. RefSeq lists its product as uncharacterized. Lineage: Eukaryota; Fungi; Ascomycota; Sordariomycetes; Hypocreales; Nectriaceae. The record is from RefSeq and is a predicted model, not a curated record. The transcript has a single exon. The coding region runs from base 1 to 312 and encodes 103 amino acids.